Molecule: messenger RNA, 381 nt
Organism: Rotaria sp. Silwood1
Lineage: Eukaryota; Metazoa; Rotifera; Eurotatoria; Philodinida; Philodinidae
Source: the annotation of a GenBank genome assembly
AUGUCAGAUGAACAGAAGACUGAAUGGUCAAAUGUAAAAUCAUUACAUAAUGAUCGUUUUAUUGAAUCAAAAAAAGAGAAAACUGAUAUAAAUAAUUUACAUCCUGAACAACGUAAACGUUUACAAAUGCUUGGCUUAAUAACUCUGAAUGCAAAUGGAGAACAGCAAGAAGCAACUGAUGAAGAAAUUGAUACUAUUUUACAAAAAACAAUACAAAAUGAAGAUCCAAAUAUUCUAGCUGAUAAAUAUAUGAUGCAACAUGGAUUAUAUGACUUACUUAAAGCCUUGACAACAAAAAUCGUACUUAAUCGACCAGCUGAUCCAAUUGCUUUUAUGAUAAAUGAUCUGGAAACACAAAUUAAAGAUAAAACAAAUAUCUGA